Molecule: messenger RNA, 1183 nt
Organism: Perca fluviatilis (European perch)
Lineage: Eukaryota; Metazoa; Chordata; Actinopteri; Perciformes; Percidae
Product: zinc finger protein 239-like
Exons: 4
Coding region: 70-942 (290 amino acids)
Biological process (GO): central nervous system development; regulation of transcription by RNA polymerase II
Cellular component (GO): nucleus
Molecular function (GO): DNA-binding transcription factor activity, RNA polymerase II-specific; RNA polymerase II cis-regulatory region sequence-specific DNA binding
Source: RefSeq, a predicted model, not a curated record
CAACAACAGAGAGCAGAAGCCAGCAGAAUCCAGAGCGAGUCCAGCAGCCCCAGUGGAGAUCUGAGAGGAAUGGAGGAGGACAACCAGAACCAGGAGCAGCAGAGCAACCAGGUCCCCAGGAGACCAGCAGCAGACUGGGACUCUGAUACCAAGGAUGUUCAGGACAAGAGAGAAAUGGAGGACGACAACCAGAGCUGGGACUGGGAAUGGGACUCUGAUACCAUCAAGCUCCCCAGAAGACCAGCAGCAGACUCGGACUCUGAUACCAAUGAGGUCCCCAGAAGACCAGCAGCAGACUGGGACUCUGAUACCAACCAUGUUCAGAAACGGAGAGGAAGAAAGGGACCCAAACGUCACCACUGUCAACACUGUGACAAAUCCUUCAAAACAUCUGCAUAUUUAAAGAUUCAUCAGAGAAUUCACACUGGAGACAAGCCUUGCAGCUGUGAUCAAUGUGGGAAAACGUUUUCUCAGAGUAGCAACCUUAAAAGUCACCAGCGCAUCCACACUGGAGAGAAGCCAUACCGCUGUGAUCAAUGUGGGAAAAGGUUUUCUCAGAGUAGCAACCUUAAAAGUCACCAGCGCAUACACACUGGAGAGAAGUCGUACAGCUGUGGUCUGUGUGAGAAAUCGUUCAAAACUCUACAACAUGCUGAAAGCCACCGCCGUGUUCACACCGGAGAGAAGCCCUACAGGUGUGAACAAUGUGGGAAAACCUUUUCUCAUAGUGGUGGCCUUAAAACUCACCAGCACAUCCACACUGGAGAGAAGCCUUACAGCUGUGAUCAAUGUGGGGCAGCUUUUGCUCAGAGUAAUACUCUUAAAUCUCACCAGCGCAUUCACACUGGAGAGAAGCCGUACUGGUGUGAUCAAUGUGGGAAAAUGUUUUCUGAGAGUGGUAGCCUUAAAAAACACCUCCAGCGCCUUCACACUGCCUCGUAGUGAACAUGUUUCAGAGCCAAGCUGUUCCCUCCUGCCUCCUCCUCAUGCCCUGAUAGCUGAGUUUGAGUUUGUUUGUUCAGACUGAAAGUAAAGACACUGAUGAUGUCAUACGUCCUCUGACAUCACAGAGACACACACAUACACAGACACACACAGACAUUCAAAAGCAAACCACUGAUUUAUUCAUCUGAAUAUUUAUCAAUGAAAUAAAACGAGGCCACAUGCUGAUUAUUAGAGACUU